AUGAGUGAGGACCAGCUGAACAACUACCUGGACGGCGACUGGGACGGCGUCCAAUCGACUUCCUUCAACGUGCCCCGCGCGGAUCUCGGCACCUCCACGUUCCCCAAGGCCCCGCCUCGCUCCACGACGACCACGCCAGAGCCCGCCGCGGAGGAGGCCGACCGGGCCAUGGACCGGGAGCCGCUGCCCGAGCUCGAGGCGCCGAGCGCCACCGCGGAGGAGCUGGGCCUGGUCGACUUCGAGCCCUUGCCGACGCUCCUCGAGGCCGAGGAGCCCGGCAAGGGGUCGGUGGCUUUCGACGCCGUGGGCGAGGAGGG
This is a messenger RNA of Prorocentrum cordatum, 317 nucleotides long. The record is from the annotation of a GenBank genome assembly. Lineage: Eukaryota; Dinophyceae; Prorocentrales; Prorocentraceae.